This is a messenger RNA of Labeo rohita (rohu), 1137 nucleotides long. RefSeq names its product von Willebrand factor A domain-containing protein 7. The record is from RefSeq and is a predicted model, not a curated record. The coding region runs from base 59 to 994 and encodes 311 amino acids. Lineage: Eukaryota; Metazoa; Chordata; Actinopteri; Cypriniformes; Cyprinidae. The transcript is spliced from 6 exons.
GGCAACUGAACUUUCAAGAUCUCUUUGAGUCAUUUUUCAUAUUUAUAAUAAUCUGAGAAUGAGGAGUGCAUUUCUCCUGCUGGCUCUUCUGACUGGUGCUCAGACCUUUCAUAUUUUGGAAAAGCCCAAUUCUAAAAAUCAUCAAGACAUCACAGCAUUUGCCAUUUUACGUGCUACUGUGAAGGUCUGCGAAAAAGUUGAGGGCUUCACAAAGCCAGAACCACUGAAUACACAGACACUGGCAAAGGCCUGCAAAAAAGAUGCAUUUAAAAGUAACUUUGAAGCAGGCAUAGAAAUGAUCACCCAUUACAACACACAAACAGACGUAACAGAUAUUGCAAGUGCGAAACAUCAUUUUAACAGUGAGAAAUUUCUGGAUGGUAAAGCCCUCAUCAUCAAGGGAAUAGAGGACAUCGCAGCUGACGUGAAAAAAGAGGAUUUUGAAAAUGCACGAAAGACACUUGGGUCAAUCCUGCAUACUUUACAGGAUUUUUACAGCCACAGUAACUGGAUAGAGCUGGGAAACACCGAACCCUGUACUGCCCUGAUCAAUUUAGAAGAGAGCAUACCCAACCCUGCAGAUGAAAACACUGAAACAUGUGAAAGUGACCUUCCUAAUACAAACACUGGGGCAAAAUUUAAGAAUAACAUUUUAGAAAAUAAGAUUCUGACUUCAGGAUACUAUGGAACAAGCAAAAAAAAGGGAAAGUGCAGCCAUGGAGGUACUCUAGACUUCACAACUGGCUUUGGGAGAGGCUGGGAUGGUAUUAAUAAAGACGCCAUUGAUUCCAGUCAUGGUUUAGAUCAUCAUAAAGCUGCAGAUGUGGCCAUCGCUGCCAGUGUGCAACUGCUGGAGAAGAUCUGGAAUAAUGAUGACCCCAGCUUCUUCAGGCUGAUUGGGCUUCACAAGGACAAGCCAAAGGGAACAUGGAAAACUUUCUUUUCUUUCUCUAGCUCCAAAUCAAGAGUUUCAGAUGCAAAUGGAAAACGCUAAAGAAAAAAUCAGUUUAAUGGCACUGCAUGGGCAAAACACAAACAUUUAUUGUGUUAUGAAUAUAUGCUAUGAAAUCUCAGUCAUUUACUGUAUUUUCUCAUAUGAAAAUAUUCUAAUAAAAUCUACUUAACCCUUGUGCAUCA